Messenger RNA from Brassica napus (rape), 2416 nucleotides. Its product is annotated as L-ascorbate oxidase-like. Bases 335 to 2068 code for a protein of 577 amino acids. Lineage: Eukaryota; Viridiplantae; Streptophyta; Magnoliopsida; Brassicales; Brassicaceae. The record is from RefSeq and is a predicted model, not a curated record. Gene Ontology annotation, cellular component: plasmodesma; extracellular region. Gene Ontology annotation, molecular function: oxidoreductase activity; copper ion binding. The transcript has 5 exons.
GGUAAAGUUGCGUUAUAAAGAUUGUGAACAUGAUCUAAUCUUCAAAGACAAAUUCAACCGGUCACCCCUAAAAACAUGUAUCAUGAGAUCACCUACCAUUCCGAAUCUUCUUGAGAUAUUUUGAUUGUUUACACGAUCAUAAUUACGUCCAUAAAUCUUGUGCCCAAACGAAAAUACCCAAAAGUAAAGAAAAUUUGAAUAUACUUUUUUGACUAAAAACCCAAAUUAAUCAAUGGUUUUGCUACCCACUAUCUCUCCCCUCUUUCAUCCUCAUUUCCCACUAUAUAUACAUAUAUGAUCAGCAUACAUCCUCAUUCACAUACAUAAGCCAAUAAUGGGUGUGUGGUGGAUAGUGGUGGUGACUAUCUUGGCUCACACGGCGUCUGCCGCCGUGAGAGAGUAUCAUUGGGAGGUUGAGUACAAGUUCGGAUUUCCCGACUGCAAAGAAGGUAUGGUCAUGGCCGUCAACGGCCAGUUUCCCGGUCCCACCAUACACGCCCUCGCUGGAGACACCAUCGUCGUCCAUCUCACCAACAAACUCGCCACCGAAGGCCUUGUCAUUCAUUGGCAUGGAAUUCGUCAGUUGGGAAGUCCAUGGGCAGAUGGAGCAGCUGGAGUUACUCAGUGUGCGAUUACCCCUGGCGAGACUUUCACCUACAAAUUCACUGUUGAUAAGCCGGGAACACAUUUCUACCAUGGGCACUACGGCAUGCAGAGAUCAGCUGGGCUAUACGGAUCAUUGAUUAUAGACGCAGCGAAAGGGAAGAGAGAGCCACUGAGAUAUGACGGAGAGUUUAAUCUCUUGCUAAGCGAUUGGUGGCAUGAGAGUGUUCUCUCCCAGGAACUCGGUCUUUCUGCCAAACCUAUGCGCUGGAUCGGUGAAGCUCAGAGCAUAUUGAUCAAUGGGAGAGGACAAUUUAAUUGUUCAUUGGCGGCGCAAUUCAGCAACGCGACGGCACAGUUCAGCAAUACGUCGUUACCUAUGUGCAAGUUUAAAAAAGGAGAUCAAUGCGCACCACAGAGACUACACGUGGAGCCUAACAAGACUUACCGAAUCAGACUCGCCAGCUCCACCGGUCUUGCCUCCCUCAACUUUGCUGUUCAGGGACACAAGCUAGUGGUGGUGGAGGCCGACGGCAACUACAUCACACCGUUCACCACCAGCGAUGUCGAUAUAUAUUCCGGCGAGACCUACUCCGUCCUCCUCACCACCGAUCAAGACCCUUCCCAAAACUACUGGAUCUCCGUCGGCGUUCGCGGCCGGAAACCAAAGACACCUCCAGCACUCACUGUCUUACACUACGUAACCGCCCCUUCUUCCCAACCCCCUUCCUCUCCGCCGCCGGAGACUCCGAGAUGGAACGAUUUCGAUCGGAGCAAGAACUUCUCGAAGAAGAUCUUCUCCGCGAUGGGAUCGCCACCGCCGCCGAGGAAAUUCAGAAAACGGCUGAUCCUCCUCAACACUCAGAACUUGAUCGAGGGUGAAACCAAAUGGGCUCUCAACAACGUCUCUCUCGUGGUUCCGGCGACGCCGUAUCUCGGAUCCGUCAAGUACAAACUGAGACGCGGAUUCGAUCGUAAGCCGCCGCCGCCGAAUUUCCCGAUGGAUUACGACAUCAUGAAUCCGCCGCGAAACCGUAACACCACGAAGGGAAACGGGAUCUACGUUUUUCCGUUUAACGUAACCGCCGACGUGAUUCUCCAAAACGCUAACGGCUUAGACGCAAACGCGAGCGAGAUCCAUCCGUGGCAUCUCCACGGGCACGAUUUUUGGGUUUUGGGUUACGGCGAAGGGAAGUUCCGUCCAGGAAUUGAUGAGAAGACGUAUAAUUUGAAAAAUCCGCCGUUACGGAACACGGUGCCGUUGUAUCCGUAUGGAUGGACGGCGUUGAGAUUUGUAACGGACAAUCCUGGGGUUUGGUUUUUUCAUUGUCACAUUGAACCGCAUUUGCAUAUGGGUAUGGGUGUGGUUUUCGCUGAGGGAUUAAACCGGAUUGGUAAGGUACCUGAUGAGGCGUUAGGUUGCGGUUUAACCAAGCAAUUUCUGAUGAACCGGAAUAACCCUUAGUACAUUGCAAUCAGUGAUUUGUAUUGUGGCGGCAUUUGAGUCUGUUUUUUAUUUUGGUUUGUGUACCGUCAGGUAGUAGACCUACUAUUGGUUCUUGUUAUUGGUAUAGGUGUUGUUGAGACUAAACCGGAUUGAUGAGGUGGUUGAACCAAACAUUUUUUUAUAAACCGGAACAGUCUACUUCUGAAGGUUGUAAUCAAUGUGUUGUGGUGGCAUUUGAGCUGCUUUUGUUUUUGGUGUGUGUGCCGUGUUAUAAACCGAAGAUUUGUUCAUGUUAUUAACAUUCUGAAACUUUCAGUUUGUAAGAUGUAAUUUGUUUCAUUAUUAAACUCCACGAAUGUUGAAACU